CUAGUGGAGUACGGUCUACGGUGCAAAGCAAAAGGCAAAUCUCGCCGCGACUCACUCGCACAUCUCAACUUUUUUUCUGAAUCAGAACGCACAGCUCAACUUCAAAGCCAAAGCCAAAGCCAGAGAUCCGAAAAGCGAAGAAGCAAACAAGUGAACAACCACUCGCAAACAGCUAGUGCGGCAGGCAACGAACGGCGCGGAUGGAAGAACUCGCACCGGGCAGCUCGUCCUCGGCCUACGGCGGCAAGGCGACCGACGCGUACCGGAAGGCGCUGAGCACGGCAGCGUCAGCGGCGGCGUACGCGGUGCUGGCCCGGAGCAUGGCGCGGGAGCUCCUCCCGGACGAGGUGCGCGCCGCGGCGGCCUGGGGCGCGUCCGUGGUCCGCGCGCGGUUCGGCUGGGGCGGCAAGGAGCGGCGCACGCUCGUCGUCCGGAGCCAGAGCACCAGGCCCGGCGGCAGCGGCAGCGAGGAGAAUCUCUUCCUGGACGCCGCGCGGACGUACCUCUCCUCCAGGCUCGACCUGCGCGCCAUGCGCCGCCUCGGGAUCACGCUCUGCAAGGCGGCCCUGGACGAUGGCCCGCGCAGCUGGAGGAGGCGCCUGUUCAUCGAGCCCGGGGACUCCACCGUCGACGUGUUCCACGGCGUCGAGUUCACGUGGACGUCCGUCGACACCAACAAGGGCCGCGAAGGAGGACAGAAGAAGGUUGUCCAGGACGGGGACCGCGAGCUCGUGCUGCACCUCAGCUUCGACGCGGAGCACACGGACAUGGCCAUGGAGAGGUACGUGCCCUUCGUGAUGGCGUCGGCCGAGGAGACGAGGCAGCGGGAGCGGUCGCUCCAGAUCUGCAUGAACGAGGGGGGCUCCUGGUACAGGCUGCAGCAUCACCACCCGGCCACGUUCGACACGCUCGCUAUGGACCCGGCGCUCAAGCGGUCCAUCGUCGCCGACCUCGACCUCUUCGCCGACAGGAGGGACCACUACCGGCGGAUCGGCAAGGCGUGGAAGCGCGGGUACCUGCUCUACGGCCCGCCCGGCACCGGCAAGUCCAGCCUCGUGGCCGCCAUGGCCAACCACCUCCGGUACAACCUCUACGACCUCGACCUCUCCAGCGCGCGCAACUCCACGCUGCUGUGGCUGCUCGUCAGCAUGUCUGACAGGUCCAUCCUCGUCAUCGAGGACAUCGAUUGCUGCUUCGACGCCAAGUCUUCCAGGGACUCUGCUAAGAAGAUGCCGGUGCCGGCCGACGCCGGUGAUUCCGACGACGACGACGCCGCCCCGCCGGGCAAAUCCUCCUCCUCCUGCCUCCCGGGACCAAAGCAGCAACAGCAGGACGUAACGCUGUCCGGGCUUCUCAACUUCAUCGACGGGCUGUGGUCGACCAGCGGCCAGGAGCGGAUCAUCGUCUUCACCACCAACUACAAGGACCGCCUCGACCCGGCGCUGCUGCGGCCGGGGCGCAUGGACAUGCACGUCUACAUGGGAUUCUGCUGCUGGGAGGCGUUCAAGACGUUGGCCCGGAACUACUUCGCCGUCGACGACCAUCCUCUGUUCACGGAGAUACAACAACUGCUCGCGGCGGUGGAGGUGACGCCGGCCGAGGUGUCCGAGAUGCUGCUGAGGAGCAAUGACCCCGAUGUCGCGUUCCGGGGUCUCGGGGAGUUCCUCAAAGAGAAGAAGCAACAGAGAGAGAUCUGUGAAAUCCAGGCAUGAACGUUCAUCAAGAGAAGUACUAAUUAAGAUCCAGGGAAGGCAUGAAGGCUGAAGGGGGAUAACUCAAUCAUAGCUCACUUCAAGAACUAGCUAGUAGCUACCAUGGGAAUCGGAUGAACAUGAACCACUGCUGUUUUGUUUUGCAAAUGUCUUGCAUUGUUGUAACGCUGAAUCGUAGUUGAGGUCCUGCGGAUGCUCCCCUGAUCGUUUUCUGGACGCGUUGUUAUGAAGGCACUGUUUAUUUUGGGAAUGUCGUCGUUAUUUCUAGUACUGAUGCUUCGCUUGAUAGA
Messenger RNA from Brachypodium distachyon (stiff brome), 2002 nucleotides. RefSeq names its product AAA-ATPase At3g50940. The transcript has a single exon. Gene Ontology annotation, molecular function: ATP hydrolysis activity; ATP binding. Lineage: Eukaryota; Viridiplantae; Streptophyta; Magnoliopsida; Poales; Poaceae. The coding region runs from base 201 to 1712 and encodes 503 amino acids. The record is from RefSeq and is a predicted model, not a curated record.